GUAAUUGGUAGACUGAAGACUACUCGCGGCGGUCCGACAAGACGACGACGACCAGCACAAGAUCAGCGCGGUCCUCUUCAAUACCAUCCACGUCGAGACACGUCGAACGCGAAACAGUCAAACUGUUUGACAGAACCCUCAAAUCACUCCCUUCACACAUUCUUUUUACGGACCGAAUCUUCUUUGAACAAUUAUGCGUUCAGCAAAAAUGAAAAUUGGCUGCGAACACGAACAAGAUUCGUCUGACCAUGUCCACGUGGCGGGCUUCACUCGGGAACACAAUUUUGGUUUUUUGUCUCAAGGUAUUUCAAAACUCUCGUGCUCUAUUUCUCAGGACAUUUGGCCUUCCUUUUGCAAGAUAUCUGAAUUUUAUUUUACCAUCUGAAUUUAAAAUGUCACUAAACGGAUUCGGCGAGCACACGAGAUCUGCCUCACAUGCCGGAUCAUGGUACAACGCCAACCAGCGAGAUCUUGAUCGGCAACUCACAAAAUGGCUUGACAACGCCGGUCCACGGAUUGGAACGGCUCGAGCGUUGAUUUCACCACAUGCGGGAUAUUCGUAUUGUGGAGAAACAGCUGCAUAUGCUUUCAAACAAGUUGUUUCAUCAGCAGUUGAAAGAGUCUUCAUUCUUGGCCCAUCUCACGUUGUUGCUCUAAAUGGAUGUGCUAUAACCACAUGCAGCAAGUACAGAACUCCACUCGGCGACUUGAUCGUUGAUCACAAAAUUAACGAGGAGCUUCGUGCCACUCGUCAUUUCGAUUUGAUGGAUCGCCGAGAUGAAGAAUCAGAGCAUAGUAUUGAAAUGCAACUCCCAUUUAUUGCAAAGGUUAUGGGUUCAAAACGUUACACCAUUGUUCCGGUACUUGUUGGAUCUUUACCAGGAUCUAGGCAGCAAACGUAUGGAAAUAUUUUUGCUCAUUACAUGGAGGAUCCAAGAAACUUGUUUGUGAUCUCUUCGGACUUUUGCCAUUGGGGAGAACGCUUCAGCUUUUCUCCGUACGAUCGUCAUAGUUCUAUUCCGAUUUAUGAGCAGAUAACCAAUAUGGAUAAGCAGGGAAUGAGCGCAAUUGAGACGCUUAAUCCGGCAGCUUUUAAUGACUACCUCAAAAAGACCCAGAACACGAUUUGUGGGCGUAAUCCGAUAUUGAUAAUGCUGCAAGCAGCCGAACAUUUCCGGAUCAGUAACAAUCACACUCACGAGUUUAGAUUCUUGCAUUACACACAAUCAAACAAGGUUCGAUCAUCGGUCGAUUCUUCUGUUUCUUAUGCUUCAGGAGUUCUAUUUGUACAUCCAAACUGACAUCCCGCCAGUCCUUCACUCUUUUUUCUACGUAUUUUCUUUUGCAACUACUGUCUUCUUCCUGAAUUGUUGUGUAAUAUGUGUAAAUUGAAAAUCUGUUUAUAGGCUCUUUUCUCCUUCUAUUCAGGAUUCGAGCACAGUUAAUUGUGUUACUUCAUCAACUUUUCACCUCCACCUAAAUUUUCGAAUUUUCUCCCAUUCCGAUUGAAAACUUUCGAACUAUUCAAAUGAUAUUUCCAACUUUAUUGUGAUUGGCAAAUAAACAAUUAAUUCACA
Molecule: messenger RNA, 1577 nt
Organism: Caenorhabditis elegans
Lineage: Eukaryota; Metazoa; Nematoda; Chromadorea; Rhabditida; Rhabditidae
Source: RefSeq